This is a messenger RNA of Archocentrus centrarchus (flier cichlid), 3227 nucleotides long. It is a transcript of the gene mpzl2b, whose product is annotated as myelin protein zero-like 2b. The record is from RefSeq and is a predicted model, not a curated record. NCBI's taxonomy places the organism in Eukaryota, Metazoa, Chordata, Actinopteri, Cichliformes, Cichlidae. Gene Ontology annotation, cellular component: plasma membrane. The transcript is spliced from 4 exons. Gene Ontology annotation, biological process: cell-cell adhesion. The coding region runs from base 129 to 731 and encodes 200 amino acids.
GGUACAGAGAGGGUGAAGUCACAUUUUCUCCUCACCGAGCAGCUCUUUGGCGGCGAGAAUCGGGGUCCUGACUCUCUUUAAUUAAUUACAUGAAGAGAUUUUUACAGCGGAAUUAAUCGGAAGCCUAAAUGUUUUAUCCUAUAUGUUGGAUAUUACCUCUGCUUCUCCUGGGAGGGUUCGUGGUGCCAGGAGUGCGGCAUGUUACUGGGAUAGAAAUUAAAACUGAGAGGGAAGUGGUAGCAGUCAAUGGGACCGAUGUGAAACUAAGCUGCACCUUCAGUUCCAGCCAUCCGGUGUCACCUGAUUCUGUCUCAGUUUCCUGGCACUUCCGACCCCUCAAUUUAGGAUUGGAGGAGUCUCUGUUUUACUACCAUGAAACACCAUACCCUCCAGAGUCUGGGCGCUUCAAAGAUCAUGUAGUGUGGUCAGGAGAUGUCACGAGAAAAGAUGCUUCCAUCACUCUCCAAGAGGUGAAUCCAACCUUUAAUGGUACCUACAGCUGUCAGGUGAAAAACCCCCCAGAUGUGCACGGCACUCAUGGAGAGAUCAGCCUCAAAGUUGUCAACAAAGUGUCCCUGUCUGAGAUAAGCUUGCUGGCGAUCAUAGUUGGAGGUGCCUGUGGUGCAGCUUUGGUCCUGCUUAGUAUCUUUAUGGUAGUGAGGUUCUACAGUAAUAGGAGGAAGGAAAAUGACAUUGAACUGCACGAGUCGAAAGACCCAACUGUGUGGUGAGGGCCCGAGAACUGGAACUGCUCUGCUCCUCUUCCUCUUGGUAAUGGAGUCGUAUUAGCUGUUGAGUUUAUUUUGCUGGAGGAGACAAAUUAGGGCAUCUUCUUCUACCAUUUUUUUCCUCUAUUGUGAACUGCUUGAAUAUUACUGUAUUUUAUUCAGCUAUUUCAGUAUUAGAGACGAAACACCUGUCUGCUUAAUAGAUACACUUUGUAUGGAUAUAUACUGUAAAUAUACUGAAAUCUUUUUACAAAGUUGCUACUGCUUAUGACUACUGAAUUCUUUGUAUCAGAAUGUUUCAAAUGUAGAUUAUGAGAUGUAAAUAUGGAUGUUUUUUGUUUUGUUUUUUAUAAAUGUGGCUACUAAUACUUGUUCAUUACCCUCAAUUCACAGCAGCAGUGCUGACUAAAUAAGUGAGGCUGUAUUACUGUAUCACACAAGUUAUUUGACUGUAAGUUUUAUAGAUAUAUAUUUAACUGGAGCACCCCUUCAAGGUAAUUGUUGUCUUCCACAUAAAGAAAAGCAAGAAAUGCUCAGUAGCACUUCAUGCAUGAUACUGCUGCGGUGAACUGACUAAAUACUCUAUGCUGCCUGCUACUAACACAUUAUGUUAAAGCUCUGGCAGAUAAAAGCUGAGUGUCUGGGUAAACUCUUAUAUAACCCAGCCGUUGAACCCAGCAGUGAAGAUGGCGAUAAUGGUGAUGACCACAAUGAUGAUUAGAUAGAUGCACUUAUUUGAGUAGUAUUUUCAUUGUUCAUUAACAUAACUUUAUUGUUUUGAUAUCUACAAGAUCCAUUCAGAAAGUUUUUUUGACCACCUAUAAAAAUCAAAAACUUUUGCUGAUUGAAGUCUAAUCUUCCCUUAAAAGAACUUUCCCCGUGCACCUCUGGAACACUUGCAGCUUGGAGGCUUUUUUAGAUGCUUUUCGUCUGCAGAGUCUGAAAACUUUCUGUUAACAUCUUGUAAUUUAUUUUAUUUAUAUAUUGUAAUGUACAGCAUACCGUACAUUACAGUAAAUGAUAAAGUAGUUCUCCGUCAGUUUAGCAUUGUGCUUCUGAAGCAUCUGCCCACUUCUUCAACAAAGGCGGGAUGUUGUAAAAUGUGAUUUAAAAACAGAAUGCAAUGAUUUAAACCAUUUAAAGAUUUUUAUAUUUGAAAAUUUUAAAAAAAAGUAUUUGCUCAUUUUAAAUUUGACAUCAGCAACAUGUUUCAUAAAAUCUGAACUUAUUUUGCAGCACUUCUUCAUUUCAUAAUGCUCCAAAUUGUUUUCAGUGGGUGACAGGUCCAGACUGGGUGGUUCAGGCUGUUUAUCACCCUCACUCUUUUUUACUAUGGAGCCAUGCUGCUGGAGUAUCUGCAGAAUGUGCUUUGGUAUUUUUUGUCUGAAAUAAGACUUUCAUUGCACCAAACUAGGCACUGACAUCAAGUCAAAUGGUGUCCUCCUCCCAAUAUUUUCCUACAAAAUUCAAGUUGGGCAACUUCCCACUCUGCCUCGGUGCAUCUUAAAUGAGCUUGAGCCCAGAGAGCUAGAGCCUGGCAGCUUUUAUGGAGCUUAUUUAUGUGUUUUUCCUUUAACAUCAAGUACUCUGGAUGAUAAAAUUGUCAACAUUGUUUGCUUCUUAACUUUAUGUCAGAAAUCUGUUUUCCCACAGGACCAAAAGUCUUUUUGCAGCCAAAUGUAUUUGGCUGAAACACAGAGAACUGUUUGUACAUUAUCAACAGCACAGUUCAACCAAUGACAUUUCAACUAAAAAAAUCAAGUGUGUUUAGCAGCUAGAGCAUUAAGCUCUAAGUCUUAAACAGAAAUAAUAUCCAGGUUAUAACAGUCUGCUAAGCUCACUCCUUUUUAACUAUUACAAAUUGUUUUCAUUUUGAAACUUGAAAAAAAAAACCCCACAGUUGACUCAAGUUUCAUCACAUGAAGCUUUUGCUGCAUGAAUAAAGGACGUAUACAACUAUUUUACUUAUGUAUUAAUACUCCCAUACUUCUGUAAAAGGCACUGGUGUCUAAAAUAUGUAGAGUUCUCAUUUAAUUUUAAUUAUGGGGACUAAUGGCUGCAAUCCUUGUUUGCUUUAAUGUUUAUGAUCGCUGUGCUGUUUUGUCAUUUGUGCUAAUCUCAUGGAAUUUCCACCCAAACACUGGACAUGUAUUGCCCUCAAACAAAUGAGCUGUAGAUUUUUAAGGCAUAGGGUCUAGUGAAGUGGUUCUUUGCUAACACCACCCCUUGCCAGUGUAGUGGUUGUCUGUCUGUGCUGCUGCCACAAGAAAAUGUGUCUUUACAGAUACUGCUAAAAUAAACAAACAAAAUAAAAACAGGAGAACUGAUGCUGUCUUUCAAUUUUCAGCUUCCUGUAAGUUUACCAGCAGAUUUCUGAGCAAUAAGCAAAGAUUACUAUGUAUUUUUCCUUUUGUAUAUACUAUAAAAUAAGCAGGACUUUAGAGUUUUGAUCAAGUCUUCAAUUGUUAUUGCUUUUGUCUGUGUAGCAACUUUUGAAUA